GCUACUUUUGUUUUGUUUGGCGGGUUGCCUAAAAGUUGUUCCUGCAUUCUUGAAAUAUUUUCUUUUAUUGGUGUGGAAGGAAGUGUAAAAUGUUUUAAAGUGGAAACAAUUUGCCAAGUAGAAUAAUUUUUCUGGAUUUUUAAACAAUGAAUGAAGCUGCUGCUCUGCCCCAUGGACCCCCAAUGAACAUUUUACCACCGACACCAGCAGGAUUAGAGUCCUUGUACACACUAUGUAGGAAAAUUUACCCCGACCAAGUUAACCCCCUGCAAGUUACGGCUCUCAUCAAAUAUUGGCUGGGAGGGCCAGAUCCUUUAGAUUACAUAUCAAUGUAUGCAAAUCCAGGCAUUCCACAAGAAAACAUUCCUCCUCAUUGGCACUACAUAAGUUUUGGUCUAUCGGACCUACACGGUGACGGACGAGUACACGACGUGUCAGGUGCUGAUGGUGUUUCGGGUUUUGGUUUUGAGCUAACAUUUAGGCUAAAACGGGAACCUGAAGAAACAGCACCACCAACCUGGCCGGCAACUUUGAUGCAGUCUUUAGCUAAAUAUGUUUUCCAAUCAGGUAAUACCCUCUGUGCUGGUGACCAUGUCUCCUGGCACUGUGCAUUAGACAACAGCGAAUCGCGAAUACAACACAUGCUGAUGACCACCGAUGUCCAUUUAAAAUCAAUACAGACUCCUUUUGGUUCCGUAGAUUUUGUCCAAAUUGUUGGGAUUUGUGCCGAGGAAUUGAAAGCAGCGCAGCAGUGGAAUGGGGCGGGAGUCCUUGAUAUGAUUAGUAGAGUACCCUCCGCUGGUGGGCUAUGGUUUAUCACGGACAUGAGACGAGGAGAAAGCAUCUUUGAGCUUGACUUAAACGCCCAUGAAGAAGUCGAGCGAGGGUUUGAGUUGGAAGGCUCAAAUUUGAGCGGAGUUAGUGCUAGAUGUUCAUGGGUUGAGCAAGAUCCAACUCGCAUUGAUAUCAUGCAUUUGAAAGAAAAAACCGACUGUGACAAUUUCCAAUCAACUCAAGAUGAUUCUACUCUUGUGGGCCAAAAGCCGCUCCAGAGUGGCAACUUUGAACAGAGCCGUUCCAGUAGUACCAAUUUUAAAAUGGACGAAAUUAGAGGUAGUUCAGGGGUUCUAGAGUCAACGGAAUUAUUACACGUUAAGAAACUAGAAGGCGUUCAUUUGGUUUUUAAUUUAGAAGCUGGGAGCUUACUUCCACUGGCCAUUAGGGGACGAGUACGACAUGGCAGACACUUCACAUUCAAGUCGGUGUUGGGCGAAACUGCUAUAACACUAGUGGCGAAUACAGUUACUGGGACGUUGGUGGACUCAGAACACCCUUAUGUUGCUCAAGGCUCAUGGCUACAAAUCCUUAUCACUGAUGGUUUAGCUCAGGAUAUGGCGGUUACUUUUCAAGUUCUGGCAAGUCCAGAAGCCCUUUCUUUACCAAAAACAUUCUCGUGGCCUGAUAAAAAAUUAUCUGUGACUAUUGUAGCUGAUAAGUUAUAGUAAAUACUCAGAUAUUGUCUCACUAAUCAGGUUAAAUGUUUUUAUUUGUGUAAUAAGACUAAAGUAGGUUUAAUUAUUUAGUCUCUGUUGUGUUUCUCACACUUACGAAAUAAUCAAACACAAGCAAUAUCUAGGCAUACUUCGAUAUUUUAGUUUUACUCAAUUAAUUUAUUACUUUAUUUAUUAUUAACUUAAAUUGAACCACCCCAUAUGAUUUGUAUAUUAUAAUUUAUGCUAUACAUAUCGGAAUUAAAGUACAAAAAUAACACAUAUUAAACCAUAGACCUGUAGACCGAUUCACUUGAUUCUAAAUGAAUAAAACUUUUUUUAACAUUA
Tribolium madens (black flour beetle) is the source of this 1838-nucleotide messenger RNA. RefSeq names its product suppressor of fused homolog (gene Su(fu)). Lineage: Eukaryota; Metazoa; Arthropoda; Insecta; Coleoptera; Tenebrionidae. Bases 147 to 1502 code for a protein of 451 amino acids. Gene Ontology annotation, cellular component: cytoplasm; nucleus. Gene Ontology annotation, molecular function: transcription factor binding. The transcript is spliced from 7 exons. The record is from RefSeq and is a predicted model, not a curated record.